Molecule: messenger RNA, 1494 nt
Organism: Fusarium coffeatum
Lineage: Eukaryota; Fungi; Ascomycota; Sordariomycetes; Hypocreales; Nectriaceae
Exons: 2
Coding region: 1-1494 (497 amino acids)
Source: RefSeq, a predicted model, not a curated record
AUGUCUAUACCUUUGAAAUCUUGUUUGACCAACGGGGGUACUAUCAAGGCCCGCUCACCUGUUGAUGAGGCUACGAAGACCGCAUGCCUGCAGGAAAUCGCCAAGAAAGGAAAACUAUCCCCGAAAAGCGUUGAUCAUAUUCUCAGCGAGUUCACAGCAACUUUCGAAGGCACAGAUAUCCUAUCGUCUAGCUGGCUGGAUUUGCGCUACCCCAAUUACGAAGCUAGGAACGCCCCAAACAGAUUCAUUGCGCCUGUACUUCACAGAGCGGACCAGGGACAUUGGUCUCUUGUGUUCGUGAACUGUGAGACUCAUAUUAAACAAUCAACUGUCAGGGUACAGCAUUAUGACCCCAAACCGAAUGAUUCUCGUGCCGCGGGUGUCAAGGACAAAAUCAAGAAAUGGGCGUAUGGCCAUCGCGGGGACAACACUAAAUUUCAGUUUGAAAAUGCUACUGGCCCUCAGCAUAGGACUAGUGAGAUUAGCGGUCUUUUUAUCAUCAUGGCAGCGCGAGCGUUUGUCCAGUUUGGACACACAAACCUAGCAUGGGACGAAGAACCCGUAGAAUACAUCAGAGGCAUCCUGGAGGACAAACGAAGACCUAACCUACCACGUCAAGACUUGGUCCGGCCUCCGUCGCGCGAUGACAAGGUUGGGCAACGCUCUUCCCUCACUUCCCCCAAGGUCCCUCACACGCCCAGAAAGAACUCUGCCUCAAUUCUUGAUUACAGGGAGGAUGUCUUUGGGACAAGAGCUCAUACCCCGUCGGCCACCACGCGAAAAAUUGCUGUGGACUUGGCCGGGAAGAUGACUCCGCCAAAUACCGAUCGAUCCAUGGAGCCCAAUUUGAAACGGCGCCGGACGGAGUCUGGUAGCCCUCUUAAGUAUGACCAGGUGAUCGGCCUCGCGAACUCAUAUCCAUCUCUGACCGCGCUGAAAGAAGCGAGUGAGAGGACAAUCGUCGAUCUUGAGACUACACAGAAAGCGCUCCGUGAAAAGAACGAAGCGUCGGCUCGCGUUCAACAGCAGUUUGAGGAGUAUGAAGAGGACCAUGACAAUGUCUCCCGAGAAUACGAGACCCUCAAAGGCCAGGUAGCAAAGCACGAAAAGGCCACCAAUGACUAUCUAGCCAAGAUGCCGCCGGUCCCCAAAGGCGUGUUCUUAAGCGCUGAGGAUAUGAUGAACAUCAUGGUAGCCAAGUUCGAUGAAUCUGCAGCGCCUACUAGGAAAGAGUUGCAGGGCAAACAAGAGCUGAAAAGAAAGGCGAGUGAUCUUCUAGAAUUCACGGACCAAAAGCGCAUAGCCAUUGAGGCUGAUGUGCGCAAGGCUGUUGAGGCGCAGAAUUUGGCGGAGGAAGAGGCGAGGAAGGCGAUUCGGGUUCAUGAUGAGGCAGAAGCUGCGGAGGAAUACAGAAAGAAAAUGCAGCUUGCGAAGGAAAAUUCUGAAAGUAGUGAUUGGUUGCAGAAGUGGCGAGAGAGACGUGGUGGUGUCUGA